AUGGAAGCUUCAAUGAGGUACAUCUGUGUUCUAGUUUUUCUUGUGAUUAUGGCCAUUGCUGGGUUCAAUGGAGCAGAUGGAUCUGAUAAUUAUUAUGGUCCAUGUGGGAAACAUGACAUUGAGAAGGAAGCUGAGAAGCUGGCUCCUUGUACAGAGGCAGCAAAAUAUGUGGAAGCUCCAGUUUCUGAGCGUUGCUGCACUGUAAUGGAGAAAAAGCUCAAGAAUCCAAGCUGCCUUUGUGCUAUUAUGUUUUCUAAUACAGCAAGGAAAGCUGGAGUCAAGCCAGAAGUUGCCGUGACCAUUCCAAAACGCUGCAACAUUCCUCAUCGUCCUGUCGGUCACAACUUUCCCACUGGUUUAGGUGUGAAGACUCCCAUGGUUUCUCUUCCUGUACUAAAACUACUUGGUAUCAGCAGUAUCAAUUGUGCGGAUUUUGUCCUUGUUGCUUGUCAAUCUUAG
Messenger RNA from Durio zibethinus, 459 nucleotides. NCBI's taxonomy places the organism in Eukaryota, Viridiplantae, Streptophyta, Magnoliopsida, Malvales, Malvaceae. The record is from RefSeq and is a predicted model, not a curated record.